AUGAUAGUGAAGGUGUCACUACUUCUGGUCGCCAGUGCGGCUCUGGCUUCCUGCGGCAGUCAGGCCAAGACUGACCUGAACGCUGUCGCAGAGGAAUACGACUACAUUGUAAUCGGCGGAGGAACAAGUGGGCUCGUCGUGGCUAACAGACUGAGCGAGAACCCAGCCAAAACUGUCCUGGUCGUCGAGUACGGUGACUUUCCAAACACCAUCAACGUUACUGUACCAUACUUCACUACCUACGACCAGUCGGCUCGCCUCUAUAAUGUGACUUCGGUUCCUCAAGUCCAUCUCGGAAACCGGACCUCGCGACUCCGUAUCGGCGCUACUGUUGGCGGAGGAUCAAGCGUUAAUGGCAUGGCCUGGGAUCGAGGCUCAGUCGCCGACUAUGAUGCGUGGGAAGCACUGGGGAAUCCUGGAUGGGGCUGGAACAACAUGCUGAAGUACUUUCGAAAGUCUUCAACAUUUGCUCCUCCCUCCCAGGAAUAUGUUGACAAGUAUGCUUACGACUGGAACCGAGAUGCGUAUGGAAAUGGCCCCAUCCAAGUUGGAUUCCCUUCAUGGCAGUGGCCUGCGGCUGACCUGCAAGCUCGAGCCUGGGCCGAAGACAUGAAAGUCCCAAGGUUAAAGGAUGGAUCCGAUGGCGACAACGUCGGGAUUGCUUGGCUACCUCAAAACUCCGGCGGGAAGAACGCCACGCGCUCGACAUCUGAAACUGCAUACUUUAACCCGGUCAGUGACCGCAGCAAUCUUCAUCUUCUUGUACGACACUACGGCGGUGCGAUCAGUUUCGAAGGCAAUGCGACGGCCGGAGUUGAUGUUGCGAGCCGCGAUGGAACAAGAACGCGAUUUGUGAGAUCGCGAAACGUGGUUCUAGCGGCUGGGGCCGUCAACACACCGCGGAUUCUUCAACUUUCCGGAAUCGGCCCCUCGAAGCUUUUGAAAGGCCUCGGCAUCAAUGUUACUGUCGAUUCUCCUGGCGUUGGCGCCAACUUUCAGGACCAUCCAUCCGUCUACAUGGUCUAUGACUUUGCCAAUGACACGUCUGUAAACCCAACAUUGAUGAACAACGCAACAUUCUACAAUCAUUCAUGGGCUGAAUAUCUAGCCAAUAAGACUGGACCUCACUCGCAUGCUUGGGGGAACAAGGUGGUGUUCACGUCAUUGCGAGAUCUUGACUCGAGCAACUAUCAGAUUAUUGCCGACGCUCUCAGCCAGCAAGAACCCCUGCAACACUUGCCACAAGUGUACGCCGAGAACCCGGCAUUAGUGAAAGGAUUCGAACAACAAAGAGAUGCUCUGAAAAAGCAGUUCUUGAACCCGAAAGCGGGGGUGGUAGAGAUCACGUUUGGCGGCGCCGAGUCCGUUCCGGUGGCUCUUCAAAAGCCAUUGUCAAGAGGCACAAUCGCUAUCAACAGCACGAAUCCAGACCCGUCAAUCGCCCCUCUAGUCGACUUCAACACUAUCUCCAAUCCGAUCGACAGCCUCAUACUCAUCCGAGCCGUAGCGAAGGCACGCGCGUUCAUGUCCAGUCCCAGUGUAAAGUCUCUUGCUGCGGUUGAGAUGAUGCCUGGUCCAGGCGCCGCGAGCGAUGCUGAGAUUGAGGCAAUUAUGCGCCAGUCCUGGGUGUCCUCGAGUUUCGAUCAUCCUGCUGGGACAGCGGCCAUGAUGCCUAAGGAGUGGGGUGGCGUUGUUGAUAGCAAGCUACGGGUGUAUGGUGUGAAGGGGCUUUGGGUUGUAGACACGAGUGUCAUGCCUAUCUUGCCCGCAGCCCACACGCAGGCUACCGUGUACGCAGUAGCCGAGUAUGCUGCCGACAUCAUCAAAGCCAACGGCAAUAUGACGGCCGUUUGA
Colletotrichum aenigma is the source of this 1854-nucleotide messenger RNA. It is a transcript of the gene xptC-0, whose product is annotated as Dehydrogenase xptC. The transcript has 4 exons. Gene Ontology annotation, molecular function: flavin adenine dinucleotide binding; oxidoreductase activity, acting on CH-OH group of donors. NCBI's taxonomy places the organism in Eukaryota, Fungi, Ascomycota, Sordariomycetes, Glomerellales, Glomerellaceae. Gene Ontology annotation, biological process: secondary metabolite biosynthetic process. The coding region runs from base 1 to 1854 and encodes 617 amino acids. The record is from RefSeq and is a predicted model, not a curated record.